AUGUCUUCUAUUUUUGACGAUUGUUUUAUUACACUUGCUGGUGUGUUUACUAUAGGUAACCAUACGCACCUCACUUCCAUUAUUAAUAAGCAUGGCGGAAAAGUUGCUCAAAAUUUAUCCAAAAAAUCUACUCAUUUAAUAAUCAAUGAAGACGACUAUAAAAGGGGUAAUUCUAAGGUCUUCCUUGCUAAAAAUAAAUUUGCCGAUCGAGUAUCAAUUGUGACUUGGAAAUGGGUUGAAGAUUCUAUUGAAAAAAAUGUAAAAUUGGAUGUAUCAGAUUAUGUUCUAUCAGAUGAUACUGAGGAUAUUGAUAUGGAAAACGCGGAUCAGAACUCUACUGCAACUGGAAAACGUAAUAAGGAUGAUGACGGAAAUGAUCAAGUUGAUGAUGUCAGGCCUUCGCGAAAACGUAGACGCACCGCUAAAAAUGAUAAUGAUAUUCAGAAUUCAACCACAGUUGAUACUACAACAACUGCUAUCUCUACGACCUCGAUAAUUACGACUACAGCUGGGACUUCUUCGAAAAAGAGAAAAGGGAAUAUAACUGAUAAAACUACUAAAGGUUCUAUUAAUAAUCAAGAUCAGGGUAAUAGCGAUCAGAGUGACAAAGUUGCGGCUACACAAAUUGUCGAGGAGAAAAGGAUGGUUAAAGUUGUGAUUAAGGGUCAAGCACCUGUUGAUGAAAAAUUCUUUAUGAAGAAUUCUGUACACGUUUAUUCUGAUGAUGAAGCUAUUUGGGAUGCCCUUCUUAACUUAACUAAUAUUGGUAAUAACAACAAUAAAUUUUUUGUAAUUCAACUUUUACAAACCGAUUCUCUUGAUGAUUACUACGUGUUUUGCAGAUGGGGAAGAGUAGGAUAUGGUUCUAAAGGUCAAUCAACUACUUAUGGUCCAACAGUAUUGGGUAGUGCAAAAUUUGAAUUCUCAAAAAAAUUUAAAGAAAAAACUGGUAAUGAUUGGUCUACCGUAUGCCAGGACAUCUCUAAUUUUGUUCCAAAGAAUAGUAAAUAUACUUUUUUGAGACGCGACUAUGCCUCUGAUGAUGAGGAUAAAAACGACGAUGGACAAAAUAAAAAGAAAGCUAAGAAUAAAGAAAAGGAAGAACCUAUACCUAUUUCAGAAUCUAAUCUUCAUCCAAAAGUUCAAGAUAUCAUGAAAAUGAUAUUUGACGUUAAUCAAUGGAAAGAGUCAAUGAAAGAAUUAGAAUAUGAUGCUGCAAAAUUACCUUUGGGUAAAAUUGCAAAAAGUACCAUUAACCAAGGAUACAGUGUACUUAAACGAAUAGAAGCCGUGUUUAUGGGAAAUUCUACCGAAAGUCUGGAGGAAUUGUCUAAUGAAUUUUACACUGUAAUUCCACACUCAUUUGGCAUGCGAAAACCACCUAUCAUUAAUAACAUAAAUGUACUCAAAACUAAAUUGGAUAUGGUUGAAACCUUGGGAGAAAUUGAAAUCGCUUCUACUUUGAUAAAAGGAAGUGAUGAAACCAUCAAUCCAUUGGAUGCUCAUUACAAAUCGCUUAAAUUAGGAAGAAUGGAGCCUUUGGAUCAUAAUUCUAAAGAUUUCAAAAUGGUGGUCGAUUAUGUUAAGAAUACACAUGGAGCUACACAUAAUUACUUUAAACUUGAAGUUCUGGAAGUGUUUGAUUUGGAACGUCAAGGUGAAAGAGAAAGAUUCGAGCCAUAUUCCAAAUUGCAAAACCGAGCUUUAUUAUGGCACGGAAGCCGUAAAACUAAUUUUGCUGGCAUCUUAAGCCAAGGAUUACGCAUUGCGCCUCCGAGUGCUCCUGUAACCGGUUAUAUGUUUGGGAAAGGAGUUUAUUUCGCAGAUUCCGUAUCAAAAUCUGCUCAAUACGUUCAUAAUACUAGCAAUGAUAACAUUGGCCUCAUGCUUCUCAACGAAGUUGCUUUGGGAAAUAUGCUUGAGUUAAACUCCGCUGACUAUGAUGCAGGAAUAAAAGCAAAGAACGCAAAAUUUCAUUCUGUUAAGGGUUGUGGAAAGAAUGUUCCCGAUAUGAAUAGUUUCAUUAAGCUGAAUAAUGGCUGCAUUGUACCAAGCGGAAAAUUACAAGAAAAACAUCGUGAUAAAUUUCUUUUUUACAAUGAAUAUAUUGUCUACGAUGAAGCUCAAAUUAUGCAGAAAUUUUUGAUCAAGAUGAAGUUUCGUUAA
Molecule: messenger RNA, 2166 nt
Organism: Funneliformis mosseae
Lineage: Eukaryota; Fungi; Glomeromycota; Glomeromycetes; Glomerales; Glomeraceae
Source: the annotation of a GenBank genome assembly